AGUAUAAGGACGGUAGUUGUAAUUAUCUCAGGUCUUGCCAUAAGCAAAAAAUAAUUUUCUGUUCAGCAUUGCUAGGUCUCACUCCACUGAAUUAAGUCUCACUAUUAGGCAAGGCAGGCGCACACAAGCACGUACUCCGGUGGCUUGAGUUGCCUGGAUAAUUGUAAGUGACCGGCGAGAUGGUGUUGGUGGAAGACGAUGGGACAAGAAGGAAGACAGCGUGCGUCACCGGAGGGAAUGGGUACAUAGCCUCGGCGCUCAUCAAGAUGCUGCUGGAGAAGGGAUACGCCGUGAAGACGACGGUCAGAAAACCCAAUGACAUGGCCAAGAACUCGCAUCUCAAGGAUUUGCAAGCUCUCGGUCCCUUGCAGGUCUUCUGUGCGGACCUGGAGGAGGAAGGCAGCUUUGACGACGCCAUUGCCGGCUGCAACUAUGCCUUCCUCGUCGCCGCUCCGUCGAACCUCGACCCGCAGAACCCCGAGAAAGACUUGAUCGAGCCAGCCGUCCAAGGAACCCUCAACGUGAUGAGGUCGUGUCACAGAGCAGGGACGGUAAAACGCGUGGUCCUAACAUCGUCGGCGGCGGCGGUCACAGCCCGGCCGGUUGAAGGCGAUGGUAAUGUCCUGGACGAGGAAUCCUGGUCUGACGUCGGGUUCCUCAGAUCCACAAAAAUGGCUCAUUGGGCCUACUCGGUUUCAAAGGUGCUGGUAGAGAAGGCGGCGUGCGCGUUCGCGCAGGAGCACGGCAUCAGCCUGGUCACCGUGUGUCCUGUUCUUACGGUGGGGGUGGCGCCGGCGCCAGGUGUCAACACAAGCGUCGCCGUCUUACUCUCCCUACUAUCCGGUACAUACUUACAUCUACAAAUGAAUAAAGUUGAAGUUCUGUUUUCAAAAAAUACAUGGUGGUGUUGUCAGGCGAUGACGCGAUGGCCAGCAUUCUGGGGCACAUCGAGAUGUCGUCCGGUUCGAUCUCAGUGGUCCACGUGGACGACCUAUGCCGUACCGAGAUACUCCUUGCCGAGAAGGAGACGGCGUCAGGGCGGUAUAUCUGCUGCAGCCUCAACACCACCGCCGUGGCGCUCGCCCGCUUCCUGGCGCUCAAGUACCCACAGUACAAUGUCAAGACCGACCGUUUUGGUGGUCUCCCCGAGAAACCCAAAGUCUGCAUUUCCUCGGCCAAGCUCGUCGGAGAAGGCUUCCGGUUCAAGCAAGAUACACUGGACAAGAUAUACGAUGGUGCCGUCCAGUACGGAAGGGCCUUAGGGAUCCUUCCAUACUAAAAACUGGCAUGGUGGGUCUCGAGCGAACAGCCUCUAGGUUUUCCCUGCCGCACGAGUCAGCACACCCGUCGAUUUGCCUCUUGCUCAUGUGGACUUAGCAUCAUGGAGGUGUGGGGGAUCCCGUCCCUCGCCGACAGGAUCGCUAUGUUUUCAAGGUGUUUUUUAUAUUUUGUUAAAGUUUACAUGCUGCUUAAGAAGAGGAGGCGCUGGCGGCUCCUUGAAAGAUGAAAUAAAAUUCUUCCCGCCUAACCCCAUCCCGACGGUGCAUAUAGCAUUUUCGGAGGGCGUGUGGAGGUGUAUCUCCGACCGUUUUCAUGGAAUUUGAUCGGUUCUUAUAUUCAGUGAAUCUGCUUGGAUCCGGACUUCAUUUGUCCAAGUUCAUGUGUCAAU
Triticum dicoccoides is the source of this 1669-nucleotide messenger RNA. RefSeq names its product anthocyanidin reductase ((2S)-flavan-3-ol-forming)-like. The coding region runs from base 180 to 1262 and encodes 360 amino acids. The transcript is spliced from 6 exons. The record is from RefSeq and is a predicted model, not a curated record. NCBI's taxonomy places the organism in Eukaryota, Viridiplantae, Streptophyta, Magnoliopsida, Poales, Poaceae. Gene Ontology annotation, molecular function: oxidoreductase activity, acting on the CH-OH group of donors, NAD or NADP as acceptor.